GGAGCGCGCGUGACGUGUGUGAUACUCAGUGUAGUGCAACUAAAUAUGAAAGUAUAUUGGAUUGGAAAGAAAGUGAAUAAAGGUACUAGUGAUUCUUCUCAACAAACUAAUUGAGGUGUUCUUAUGGUUCAAUCGAAGGCAAUAAGAUGUGAAAUUUUUAAAAUGAACUAAGCGAGGAACGCGUAUGGCCAAAGAAUACUUCUCGAGUCCAAGAAAAGCGUGGAACGCUUUUUGGACUACACGAAAUGUGCCGGACGAGCGCACUGAAAGUUUGCAGAAUCUAAACACAAAAGUGAAUCAAAAAGAAAAUGACAAAAUCAUUAGUGAGACGACAGAGGUUGCUGCAUCUGAUUCCAAAGGAAACGAUGUUAUAGCACCUGCAAUCAGUCGAAGUGAUAGUGAUUACGAGAGUGUUAAGAAGGAUGUGUGGAGUGAUGUCGAUGACGAACUAUAUAUUACUAGCAUCAUAAAAUUAAGGACUACAGAUGAGGUGAACCGUUCUAAGCGUGAUACUAGCUCUUCUAGUGUUAGUGAGAAGGUUGUGAAUAGUUUUAAGUUAGAUAACGAGAUGUGGGAUUUGGAGCCCACGGACCUUACGGAGUGUGACUGUCUUGGACCACCUCCUGAGUUUCUGCUGCCACCACCUCCGCGACCACCGUUCCUACAUGCUGACUACUAUUGUGGGGACGAUCCCAUACCAGACUUAGAAACUUGUGACAACGAACCGAAGAUAGACGCGUACAACCACAGCGGGCCAUCGCUACAGACGUCGGCGGCCAUCGCGCUCUGCUCAAUCGUGCUAGUUAUUGGUGUUCUUAUUGGAGCCAUACUAGUUUGGAAACAUAAGCGGAAGGUGACCAACUUGCUACCUUCUAAGUCCAAUUGCGGGUCUCAGAGACGGGUACCUCCUCCAGCGCCCUUGUACGAGGAUCUACAGGACCUGCCAAGAAGACCACCAUUACCAAUGAGACCUGACAUGGAGCCACAGUUAGAGAUGGUAGAGACAAAGAGGCCAAACUGUCAAGGUCGCGUUUUCGUGUGCGACUCCGGCAGCGCGUGGCGGGGAGGCAACUGCGGCGGAGAUAUCUGCGGGGCUCCCCUGUACGAGGAGCUCCCGCACAGAUCCGACGACUCCGUUCACAGCGACGACCACUUCGCAGAAGACGAGCUGAGCCUCGUCGGCGAAGCGAUCCCUUGUCGGACGUGCUCCAGGCCAGCCCCGCAGUCCCUGCCGCACAGACCUCGACAUCAGAGGUUGGACCGACGACCCAAGUCGCUGGAACGACGGAGGACGCAUCGAGUGCCGAGGCACGUCCAUCCGCCGGACCCGUCCGAGUUUCACGAGGGUGUCCUGCUGGAUGCACUGCUGAGAUUAUACCCUCAAGUCGGGACGGUCGGUGCGAGGCCGACUGGACCGAUCCAAGGUGGGGGCGGAGCCUGGCCGGGGGGAGAUCUACCCGGCAUAGCGUGCUGGAGAGGACCCCGUGCGUCACCUAAGCCGCCGAGCGGGGACUCGUCCUUCGGGUCGGACUCUGGUUACAGCAAUAACACUUGUGGGACCUGCGGGACGCGGGCGUCGUCCAGACACCGUCUGUCGGCCGAAAUACCGAUGUCAUGAAGGUGUCUCGAGUUGAUGGGCGUGCCGUAGUCUCGUUUAGUGAUUUCCAUUGUGACUAACUUUUAGAUACGACUUCCGGGCCUACCUCCGCUGAUAUUCAGUACGGCCUAUUUUUGCCUUCUACUAAAGUGACGAUAUCUUUACAGACUUUAGAUGUAAUGUUUCCUAGAUUGGUAAAAUGUACAGUUAGUGAGAUUUUCCGGUUAGAUGUUACGUCUUAUAGAGAUUUGUAUCUAAAUUGUCGAAUAUCGUUUUGUACAAAAUUAUUCCUCGUUUAGAAUAAGCGUAGGUCCUUUUAAGUUAUUUCGAACUAGUCCUAAAAAUAUUGCAAUUAAAAGUGUAAUCGGAAUGUUGGUUUUUGUACAAAUUGUGAAAAUAUUAUUUUGUUUAGCGUUUAUUAUGGUUGUAGAUAUUGUAAAAAUGUAGCUAAACUAUAAAAUAGGUCUGAAUUUUAUAAUCAUAUCACGUAAAAUAUUUCCGCCACGCAUUUAAUAGGUUAAGAUACACUCCAGUGCAAAAAAGGGCUAAAACUUAAUUACUGAAGUAGCCACCGACCGCGCCGACUUCAUAUUUUUUAAAAUGAAUAUUUUGAUUGGGUUCAGCUUAUAAAUAUAAUAUUUCACAUCUAAUAAUAUUUUAAACAUGGCCUACGACAGCUUGUACAAUAGUUAUUUUAUGCCUUAGAUACAGUACCAUUAGGUACAAUAUUUUGAAAGUGGGUGCUUUUUAAUAAUAAUAUAAACUUCCACCACCACAUCAGCAAUAAUAUUAUACCUACCUACUGUUGAAGCAACUGUUCGUCAAUUUUUGUCAAAUCCAUAUAAAAUAUUUGUAGAAUUUCUUUUAUCAUGAUCCCACCAAUUAAAAGUACACAUGAUCUAAACAUGUCUAAACUUAUUGUAAAAUAGAAUUAAAUAUUGAAUCAUUCAAAUUAAAAAUAGUAAGAUGUUUUUCUACCUAUUAAAACAUUAAAAUAUAGGUCUUUACUUUUUGAAAUUUCACGAAAUAAUAUGCACGAUUUGAAGCGUUGUUUUUGUGCUAUUUAGCACGUUUGUU
This is a messenger RNA of Aricia agestis (brown argus), 2674 nucleotides long. RefSeq lists its product as uncharacterized. The transcript has 5 exons. The record is from RefSeq and is a predicted model, not a curated record. NCBI's taxonomy places the organism in Eukaryota, Metazoa, Arthropoda, Insecta, Lepidoptera, Lycaenidae. The coding region runs from base 185 to 1618 and encodes 477 amino acids.